GCCUAGAACAUGGAACUAUUUUGGACGCGAAUGUGGGCAACGAGACGUUAAUUUGACUCUUGCUGACGAAUUCCCAGAAACCGCUAAAACCUCGUUUUUUCCGAAAUUGAACACUAGGAUCUGAAUGCGAAGGACACCUCAGAUGUUAUUUUUUCCAGUGAACAUUUGGCAUUUUUGAAGAAAUCACUCUUUAUUCAUACCGCCGUUUGUGGAAUUGCAUAGAACCAACCAGUAGUAAGGGAAGAGAGUAAAUCUAAAUAAAGAAGGUCUCGUCAUAAUUGAAUGCAAGCUCCAUACUGGAUCUCGAAAUAUUUAGAUCCUUGUGAUGCGUUCCCUUUUUGUAUAGGCCAAGCCUUGAUCGCAAAUCGCGCACACAAAUGAAGGUGGCGGUGGUGGACGAUCCAUUUCCACUGGCCGGCAGUGGCGCGCUUGAAAGCUCUCGACUGUGAUGAAAGACGCACACCAUUAGACCCAAGUUCGAGUCCCUAGUCUCCAAAUGUUGUUCCUCAAUCUAAAUUGAAAGUGAAAAGUACAGAUCCAUUUCAAGGAGAGGCUUUUCUGGAUUGAAGUAUUUCCGGAUUGUCGUUUCUAAAUGAAGAUCGCACAAUUUAGAUCCAUGUCUUAAUGAGGAGGCAUUCUGAAAAAAGAGAUCGUGAAUCAGCCUAGUGGAGAUUUAAGCAGUUCUAAAUUUGACGCUGCGCAGAUCUUGAAAGCGUAGAAUCGGAAUGCUCGUGGAAGGUCAAUUUCCAGUGUUGAUCUCACUUGAUUCUCAUCACGAAGCUCUCUAGUACUGUCAAAGGAUUCCCCUGCUAAGAUCGCGUUUGGUUAUCCGACAAGAAUGUACACGAAAAGCACAAUGCACGUGGAAGUAUAUCUCAAGAAGGUAGCGUCUGUAUGCUUCAAACUUGCAUGAUUUUCCCCAAUAUUUCUGCCUUCUCCUAAACUACCCAGGGAAACUAGAGGAAUUCACACCGGAGUCGCUUGAAGAAGCACCGGGGUUCCAUAGAGAGUAGCACCUCCGAAAACAAGGCAAAAAAUGAAGUUGAUUCGUUCCUCCAAUACUAUCACGAUCCCGAAGGGCGUGACCGUGGACAUCAAGUCCCGCAAGGUCGUCGUUAAGGGCCCCAAGGGACAGUUGGAGCGCGACUUCCGUCACCUUCCGGUGUCCGUCGCCAAGAUCGAUGGUGGAAAGAAGGUCGAAGUCAGCCUCUUCUUCGGACUGACCAAGCAGACGGCUUGCUUGCGCACGGUACCUCAUUAUACAUCUUUUUAGUCAAUUUAAAUCAUAGUCUCGUUCUUAUAAAAAAAUUGGCGUUUCGUGAUUACGAAUGCUACUACUGUCUUUAGGUCUUGAUGGUCAUGGAUUUUGAAUUUAGGUUGUGAGAGCAUUGUUCGGAUUCUCUGCAAUCGUUUGACCCAUCUAACUUCACGGCUGUCGAUUCAAGGACCUAAAUCCACCUUCAGCACGAUACUUAGCGCAAUAGAUUUAGAACCGAAAAGGUCUUUGCGUCCCUCAGAUUUCCAACUACAGUUGAUUCUGCCUGCAACCUCUCCCCUAAAUCAUCAAUCUCCAAAUGCCGAAAACAGGUCUGCUCCCACAUCGACAACAUGAUUACGGGUGUCACUAAGAGCUACCGAUACCACAUGCGUCUCGUGUAUGCGCAUUUCCCGAUUGGCGCUGAAAUUGUCAAUCGAGGAAAGCGCAUCACCAUCAAGAACUUCUUGGGAGAGAAGGUCAACCGCGUCAUCGAUAUGAUUGGUGAAACUCAGGUAUAAUGUUUAUGACAGAUCUUAGAGAUUUUAGAUUUGAUAGUAAAUUACCUUGAAGAAUGGUGCUUCGAUUUGAUAGUAAAUUACCUUGAAUAAUGGUGCUUCGAUUUUACUUCUUGGGAGAGAAGGUCAACCGUGUCACCAUCGUUUAGAUCGGAUAUCCACUCCCACCAUCCACAAACUGACACCAAAAAACAGGCCAUCAAGUCCGAGGCUACCAAGGAUGAGAUCCUCAUCGAGGGUAUCGACAUCGAUGACGUCUCCCGUUCCGCGGCCCUGAUCCACCAGUCCUGCCUCGUCCGCAACAAGGAUAUUCGUAAGUUUUUGGACGGUAUCUACUGCUCCCAGAGCGGCCCGAUCGAGGAGUACUAAAUCCGACUGUCGUUUCUGGAAGGAUAUGAAAUGCAGCAAGGAGUUUAGAAGGAGGAGAGGGAAUAGUGAAACUACGUCACGGGGAUGACAGGAUUCUAGGAGUCCAGAAGUCUCGAAAGGGGAUGAUGCGGAUGCAGAUGCAAAUCGUGUUUGGAUGACAUUCAUGUGACACUUGCUGAGGCAAUCAGACUCUUCUUUGUCGUGUCUAUUUUCAUAAGCCGGAGGCUUUUGCUACUCAAAAAACUUCGUGUGGAGGCAAGAGCUGCUUCUGCGGUUCUCAGAUGGACGUGGAGCCCGACAGAGUGUUUUGUGAGGAGCAUCGCGUUCGUCAUUUUUUGUUGACUUUUUCAGUCUUGAUCAUUGAUCGUUCUUCAGCGAGGCAAAUCGAGCUGAUCUGAUCGUAUGUCGGAAAAAGGGGCACUACUUCUGCAACUUGCGAUCGUGAGGAAAAAGACUGAGAGAACGAAGUGAUUCGGCACAGGCAAUGUUGAACCUGAAUCAGAAUCGUAAUAUCGCAGUUCGGCCUUCAGCGCUCGCGUUCUAGUCGGAACAGCGUGUUUCAUCCAAAUCGUGUGAUCAUCUUUUGCAUACUCCUCCACUUUUUCACUUUGACCCUCUCGUUGAAUUCGUCCUCGCGGAUCUUUUCACAUUCUU
Molecule: messenger RNA, 2796 nt
Organism: Amoebophrya sp. A25
Lineage: Eukaryota; Dinophyceae; Syndiniales; Amoebophryaceae
Source: the annotation of a GenBank genome assembly